Cynara cardunculus var. scolymus (artichoke) is the source of this 3595-nucleotide messenger RNA. RefSeq lists its product as uncharacterized. Lineage: Eukaryota; Viridiplantae; Streptophyta; Magnoliopsida; Asterales; Asteraceae. The coding region runs from base 254 to 3235 and encodes 993 amino acids. The transcript is spliced from 4 exons. The record is from RefSeq and is a predicted model, not a curated record.
GAAAAACGCAACAAUCUGGGGGGAGAAACGAAAAUAUUUCGGAGCCAAAUUCAUUCUCAAUUUUUCAGUUUUCUUCUUCCCGCUUGCUCCUCUACUCUCACUCGAUCAAACCCUCACUCUAUUGGGUUUGAAGUGAACUCUGGGGAGGAGCAUUGUUGCCUUGUUAUUUCUUUAUAAAUCACCAGUUAAACAUGAGAAACCGUAGAAUAACUGAGACAUUCUGAGUAGUUUACAUUCUUAAGUCAUUGCGGCAAUGGAGUGCAACAGAGAUGAGGCUCUUAGGGCCAAACAACUUGCAGAAGAGAAGAUGCUGAAGAAUGAUUUUGAAGGGGCUCAGAAGAUUGCAUUGAAGGCCAGACAACUAUUCCCUGAACUAGAUAAUAUUUCCCAGGUAAUAGCAGUUUGUGCUGUUCAUUGUUCUGCUCAAAGAAAGAUAUAUGGUGCUGAAAAGGACCUAUAUGGAAUCCUUCAAGUUGAAAAAAUAGCUGACGAGGCAACCAUUCGGAAGCAAUAUCGGAAACUUGCACUUGUACUUCACCCUGACAAGAACAAAUUUCCUGGUGCCGAAGCUGCUUUCAAACUUAUUGGUGAAGCAAAUAUGAUACUCUCAGAUAAAGGAAAAAGGUCUAUAUAUGACUUCAAGUGUCGAGAGCCUGCGAGAGCUUCUGUUACGAAGCUUCAAAAUCGUCAAGGAAAUCAAAGUUCUUAUGCUAGAACACAGUUUGGGGUUCAGAAUAAAGUCAAUGAUGUUCCAGGUUCUCAGUUCAAUGGCCAUGGCAACCAAUCAACAUCACACACGGGUAUUCGGCCAUCAUUCUGGACAUAUUGCCCUUUUUGUAACAUCAAGUACGAGUAUUAUAUAGACUUUGUAAACAGACCUUUGCGUUGCCAGCAUUGCUCGAAACUCUUCAUUGCUUAUGACAUAGGUGCACAAAAGGCAGCCCCUGGACCCCGUUUUGUGCAUACUGAGAUGCACAGUGCAAAUCUAGGAUCCAACAGGGCUGAACCACCCUUUUUUCAACAGAAAGACGUUGGAAGACGCGAAAAGGUCAAAAUUAAUAUACAAAAGGAAGGACAGUUUCCUUCUCAUUUUGCGCAACAUACAAAAACUAAAGACACUGAAGUUGGUGAUAGUUCAAGAGCAAGAAUGAAACACGGUCAUAUACAUCGAGAGACUGGAAAGGAAGGCACAACAAAGCCAAAUGUUAAUGUGAAGCCUAUGGAAACAGGAACCUCUAAAGACAGAGACAGGAAAAGAGGAAGAAAGAUGGUAGCAGAAUCUAGUGAAAGUAGUUCUGAUGUAGAAGAUGCAUUUGGAGGAAUUGGCGUUGGCCCUGUUGGUGGUGGUGUUCAUCGCAGAUCUUCUCGCCAAAGACAAAAAGUUUCUUACCGUGAAGACGUGGCUGAUGAUUUAAGUCCUCAAAAAAGAUCAAGGCCGGAAAGUUUAUCCGGUGAUGUGAAAGAAAUGCAAAAAGAAGAAGUCUCUGGUUCUGAGGAUAAAUUUUUUAAAAGAGCUGAUGUGAGCAAGGAAGCGUGCAAACAAAAAGCAUGUGCACAUGCAGAUGCAAGCAUAGCAAAUGAGCAUAAAGUGAAGGAAGAUGAAGCUAAGACGGUCGACAAUCAUUCUAAAUCUGUUUCAGACUCUUCUGUUGAUCAGAUCUGGGCAUGUUAUGAUUCCGUUGACAGCAUGCCAAGAUUCUAUGCCCAGAUUAGGAGAGUCUACAAAACUGAGUUUAGGCUGCGGAUCACUUGGCUGGAGGCUGAGCCAGAUGAAGAUCUUGAGAUUAAAUGGGCAGAAGAAGGCUUACCUGUUGCUUGUGGGAAGUUUGUGCGCGGGGACACAGAAGAAACAAAAGAUCGUCUCAUGUUUUCUCAUCAGAUAGCAUAUAAGAAAGGUGGGGGUAGAUUUUCAUAUGUCAUUUAUCCCCAAAAAGGUGAAAUUUGGGCUCUCUUCAAGGACUGGGAUAUUAAAUGGAGCUUGGACCCAGAAAGCCAUAGGAAAUACAAAUUUGAUGUUGUGGAAAUUCUUUCUGUACAUGAAAAUAGUGUUUCUGUUGCUUUCUUGUUGAAAGUUAAAGGGUUUGUAAGCUUGUUUCAGAGAACAAUCUGGGAAGGACUAGCUGAACAUACAAUCCCAUUUACUCAACUAUUUAGAUUUUCUCAUCGUAUUCCCUCAGUAAAACUGACUGGAACUGAAAGAGCUGGUGUACCUGCUGGGUCCUUUGAGCUGGAUACGGCUUCUCUGCCAGGUGACUUUGAAACGUAUUAUUAUUCUAACGAGGUGAAUUUGGAGCCUGAGAAUGUCAGUGGUCCUUAUUCUCAAUCUCAUGAAGAAAAAGUGAAACCUGCUACUGGUUUAGCUAACACUCCAAAGAAGCAUGUGAAUUCGGAAGCAACAAAUGGUCUUGAUAAGGAGAUGCUUAACCUUCGUCGAUCACCAAGAGGAUUGAAGGGAGGACAUAUGAACCACGAACAAGUUAAUAUGAAUGAUGCCACGCCAUGUAAAGGCCAUAAUUCCUUUUGCAAGGAUGGUGAUAUCGACCCAACCUCCAAAAAGUUGACAAAAAGUCCUGGGAUUUCUUCACCUUCAGCAUGUAGAAAAUUAGAGCCAGUUAUUCAUGACUUUAGCGCAGAUAAGCAAAUCUGGAAGUUUCAAGUAGGUCAGAUAUGGGCAUUUUGGGAUCGUAAUGAUGGAAUUCGUCAAUGCUAUGCACAAAUCAAACAGAUUGAAUCUCGGCCUCCUAGACUGCAUGUAUCCCUAGUUAAAUUAUGCAACAUCCCAUCUAACUACGCUAUUCGUUACAAUGCUUGUGGUUUAUUUAAAGUGUCCAGUGGUAAACCAAAAAUACUUGACCCAGAUUCCUUUUCACAUAUUGUAAAGGCAGAAGCAAGUGGAAAUCACAUAUUCAAUAUAUAUCCAAGGGAACAACAGAUUUGGGGUUUGUACAGAAGACAGGAAGGUGGUGAAUUUGACAUCGUUGAAGUUCUUGAAACGGAUGUAAGUAGUAUUAAAGUUUUGUCCCUGUCGCGUGUGCCUGGUUACAAGUCGGUUUAUAAGGCCCCAAGGAUACAGAGAUCAACAGGGAGGAUUCUGGCUAUACCGCGUUUAGAGUUAAACAGAUUCUCUCAUCAAAUUCCUGCCUUUCUUUUCACAGAGGAGAAAGAUGGCAGCUUGAGAGGCUGUUGGGAGCUUGAUUCUGCAGCACUUACAGGGGUUGGGCCGAACCAAGGUUAGCGAAAGAAAGAAACUAAUUCCGGGCAGCUUUGCAAGAGAAAGCAACAUGUAAUUGUGAGGAAGCAGAAGCAGUAAGUAGUAAUUAGAGAUUGUUUUUACCUCCAUAUUUAGGGUUUCAAUUGAAUUUUAACCUACCCAAAAAGACUUGGUUAAUUUUGUUGUAUUUGCUUUGGUAUAUAAUGUGAUACAAAAACAUACAUUUGACCAUUCCCAUUACAUCACUACUCACUUGGUACUGUGAUGCUUCUUGAUGCAGCCACAGAAUUUUCUGCUGCAAAACUAUCUUUUACUAUAUGUAAUCAUGCCUUUUCAUUUGAAUAAAUAGCCCUAAAAUGCAUCACCUUUUGACGGAUCUAAAAA